Molecule: messenger RNA, 1066 nt
Organism: Oryza brachyantha (malo sina)
Lineage: Eukaryota; Viridiplantae; Streptophyta; Magnoliopsida; Poales; Poaceae
Exons: 1
Coding region: 69-842 (257 amino acids)
Source: RefSeq, a predicted model, not a curated record
UGGUGUGAUCCAUACAGACAAGUAACUAACAAAACGGCCGUGUCCGUUGCUUCCAUUUGCUAGCUCCCAUGGCGGUGGCGGCGGUGGCGGCGGCGGAGAACAAGAACGAGACGACGCGGCCACUCGCGGUGCCAUCCCCGUCGGUCCACCCGGCGGCGAGCGACGCGGAGGAGGAGGCGCAGGCGGAGAGCAGGUGGCGGUCCGCGCAGUACCUCCGGAAGCGCCGGCGCGCGCUCUGGUGCUGCGGCUGCUGCGUGACCACGCUGGUCGUCGUCGGCCUCGCCAUCCUCGUGCUCGCGCUCACCGUGUUCAGGGUGAAGGACCCCCGCACCACCAUGAACGGCGUCUGGGUGACGGCCAUCAGCACCGGACCCGGCUCCGGCGGCCCCGGCGUCGGAAGCACCGUGGCGACCAACGCGACGCUCACCGCCGACAUCUCCGUCAAGAACCCCAACAUCGCGUCGCUCCGGUUCUCCCGGAGCGAGACGGACGUGUACUACAAGGGGAAGACGGUCAGCGUGGCGUACGUGCCCGCCGGCGAGGUCGGCGCCGACAGGACGGUGCGGAUGAACGUCACCAUCGACCUGCUCGCCGACCGCCUCGCGUCGGUGCUCAACGGCACGGGCCUGAUACUUGGGCAGGAGUACGACCUGAGCACCUACACGGACAUGAAGGCGAGGGUGAACGUGCUGGGCAUCAUCAAGAAGAACCUCGAGAUUCGGAUGAACUGCUCCAUCAUCUUGGAUGUCUCGGGCAUCGCCGGCGCGCUGGUGCCUGGCGGCGGGGCUGCGUCCGGCGUGCAGACCAAGGGCGUGGAUUGCGUUGCAAGAGUAAGCUACUAAGCUAAUUACAGCGUGAUGAGACACUUCCAUCAUGGUUUUUUUUUCCUGCUUUGGUCAUUUUCAUUGUGUGAAUCACGACUUCUUUGCCACACCUCACUAUGUAGAGACCUCCGCUGUAUAUGUAGUUUCUGGAUAACUAUUAUGCCACUUGUGUUGUGUUUGCAGCCUAAAUUCUCUAUAGUUAGGUAAUACCCGGAAGCGUUAUUUGCCUAUGUUUGAUGAAA